This is a messenger RNA of Colletes gigas, 1821 nucleotides long. Its product is annotated as putative GPI-anchored protein pfl2. The coding region runs from base 68 to 1429 and encodes 453 amino acids. Lineage: Eukaryota; Metazoa; Arthropoda; Insecta; Hymenoptera; Colletidae. The record is from RefSeq and is a predicted model, not a curated record. The transcript has 4 exons.
UGCACGACCGGGCGUAGAAGAACGCCGAGGGAAAUAUAAUAGGAGAGGACGACGCAGACAAGGAGCCAUGAAGCUGCUGCUACAGUUAGCGGCAUCGAUUCUCCUGACAUCCGUUUGCGCCAGCGGCUGGCCUUAUCGUGAAAUAGUGGGCGUCGGGCAAUCGGCAGCGCCUCUGUUCCUAGCACCAGUUUAUGGACUGGCACCUGCAACGAGCCUACUGCCGCCGGAAAUAGAAAAAGAUUGCCCGACCAUCGUCGCUGGCCCCGUGACUGGAACCACCAUCGUCGAAGGAUCGUCCAGCGGACCCGUGACCACCAUUCUGUCGCCCGGAAACCCGCUCGACGCGAUCGAGAACACCCUACCGCCAACAGGAAGUGAGCAAUCUCGGCGCAACGAUGCACCAGGUGCAUCCGAAGAUUCGGUGCUCAUUAAGGGAGCCUCUGCGGGUCCGGUAACGCUCGUCGCUCCUUCCGACAAUUCCGUUGCCAGCGUUGAUAAUGCAGCGUCAGCCCGAGCGGAAAUAAAGAACGAGGCUGUUGCAUCGUCAGCAUCGGCGGUCGCAAUCGAAAAUACAGAAGAAUCAUCGGUCGCGGGAGCGUCGGCGAACGCGACGGCAAUCAGCGAAACAAUAGGAGUAGCAUCAGCGAAGGCUGUAAUAGGUCCCUCCACUGGGCCCAUAAUCAUCGUUGGCCCAACUGCUCCACCGGUGCCAACGAUCAGCGUUCCAACAGUUGCGCCAUUGGCGAUCGCAGAUUCGACUGCCAACAGCAUUGUCAGUGUAGCUUCGUCCGCUAACAGUUCUGUCAGCGUAACUUCCACUACCAACAAUUCUGCUGGCACGUCUUCGACCGUCAGCAAUUCUGCCGCGACAACUUCGAGUGUUAGCAAUUCUGCUACAACUUCGAGUAUCAGCAGUUCCGCGGAUACAGCUUCGACUGUUACCAACUCUGCUGCAACAGCUUCUAGCACUAGCAGUUCUGCUGCAACAGCUUCGAGUAUCAACAGUUCCGCGGACACGGCUUCAACUGUUAGCAACUCUGCAGCAACUGCUUCGAGUGCUAGUUCCGCCAGCGUAGCUUCGACUGCAAGCAGUUCUGUCAGCUUAACUGCAUCUGCAGCUUCCAACAUCCUAACCGUGGAAGAAUUGAUCAAAGGACGUGUUCUCGCAACAGAUGCAACAGAAUCAACGGGGGCAGAGGUUUCAUCGUCCAGCUCGGUCCUGACGACGGGGAAUCCUGGGAAUUCCGCAGUUACCGCCUCUGCUAAGGUUAAUUUGACUACGACUGGUGCUGCAAUCGCAGUCGGCGAGGCACCCUUAAGUAACGUUGUCGUAUCAGCGCCAGCGGUUCCCCCGACGGUCGUUUCCGGGCCCUCGGGUACCAUUUCCGCCGCCGCCGCCAGUGCGUUGUUCUACCAGGCGCCGUUCUAACCGUUCUGAAAGCUCGGACGGCUGUUUGUUCGUUCGGUGUUCUCGCGAGGUGAAAAACCGUUUCGUCGCGGGACUGGGCUGAUUUACGAAGCUGCUGGGGCUAGCCAGCCGUCCUUUCGAAAGAGAGUUUCAGUUGGUCGAACGUUGAUCUUGGCUACCGUGGCGAGAAAAAGACCGCGUUCGUUGACAUUGCGUUGGCGAUCACACCGAUACGAAACAAGGAAGGGAAAUGUUGUGCAAGGACGACCAGAACACGCCUCCGUAUAGUCGUUGGCAUUGAUGGCAGCUCGUUGCUUUCGUGCAAAUGACUGUUCGACACAAUGGCGGACAUUUUUACAUCGCGAGACAUCGAACACCUUUGUCGCGCUGAUUGUUUUCAAUAAACGGUGAGA